Messenger RNA from Wyeomyia smithii (pitcher-plant mosquito), 420 nucleotides. RefSeq lists its product as uncharacterized. Lineage: Eukaryota; Metazoa; Arthropoda; Insecta; Diptera; Culicidae. Bases 1 to 420 code for a protein of 139 amino acids. The transcript has a single exon. The record is from RefSeq and is a predicted model, not a curated record.
AUGUGGCGCACACCGCAGGUCCCUGUUCUUAAGAAGGAUUUAUCAUUGAGACUGUGUGCAGACUAUCGUAUCACUGUCAAUCCGUUCCUGGUGGACAAUCGUCAUCCAUUCCCGGUUAUUGACGAGGUUUUUGCGGCGCUGCAGGGUGGAAAACAUUAUUCGAAACUUGAUCUGAAGAACGCGUAUUACCAAUUGGAGGUGGAUGAUGAAUCAACAAAGUUAUUGGUCUGGAGCACGCAUCGAGGUGUGUAUUGGAUGAAUCGACUUCUUUUCGAAACGAAGACGGCGUGUUCCAUCUUUCAAGCGACAUUGGAGAAAGUUCUUCAAGGCUGUCCUGGUACAAUCAUCUACCUAGACGAUAUUCUAGUUUUGGGUGCAACCGUGACAGAGCACUUGGAAAACCUGAAUAAAGUAUUAUAA